Molecule: messenger RNA, 2718 nt
Organism: Malurus melanocephalus (red-backed fairy wren)
Lineage: Eukaryota; Metazoa; Chordata; Aves; Passeriformes; Maluridae
Gene: DCSTAMP
Product: dendrocyte expressed seven transmembrane protein
Exons: 4
Coding region: 172-1590 (472 amino acids)
Cellular component (GO): membrane
Source: RefSeq, a predicted model, not a curated record
GACUCAUUGAGGGAGGGUAUAGGAAAAAAAAUUACUCAUGCGAUAUUUUUUACUACUGUACAUCUUGGCUCCUCACCAAAGUCAAGAGACACUCAGCACCRUGGAGAACCUUCAAGCACUUUACAGGAGUGCCUUUUGAGCCGUUGCAGUGUCAGCAACAGUCAGAAGAAAAUGCAAACAUUGGCCUCAAUAGCACAGAAAGCAUGGGAAGUUUUUAUAUCUGAAAGGAAGCCUGGCUGGAAGUAUCAGAUGCAGCUUUUUGCCAUUUGCUUUGCAGUUGGUUUCCUCUCCAGCUUUCUUUUUUUCCUUAGCAUGCACUUCUCCUUGGCACACAACUCUCUGGGGCCAUUACUGAUUUCUGGAUUAAUCUGGGUUUUGCUUUCUAUCAUGCUCUUCUGUUUCAAGCACCUGCGCUGUUUUAGUGUCCUGUUCCUCCUUUCUUGUGGACUGAAAAAUGGCAGGGAUGCUCUUAUUACUGCUGGCAUGGGUGUUGUGGUGGCCAACAACAUCCAAAAUAUUUUUCACAACCUAAAGGUUCUGGCAGACAGUGUAACCUGUCAUUUAAAGAAUGAGCAAUUUGCCUUGAUAAAAUAUUAUGUUGAGGCAAUAAAAUGGAUUUACAAGGAGGCCAAGCUUCCUGCUGAGCUAUCUAAAGAUAUUGUGGUCCUAAAGCACAAAUUCACACCAUCUUAUUCCAUUUCAGAUGAUGCAUUAAAACAAGAGCUAAAUGACACAGAGCAAGAAAUCCAGAGAAUUGCUAACCAGAUAUCUUUUAUGUUGAAUAUACUGCCCUACAUCGGUCAGAAASUGCUGCCUAUAGUUGGGAUUUUUCUAGUUUCGUUUGGAACUGGCCUCUUUAUCAAAAAAUUUGUGGGUUGUCAUAGUACCAAAUUUAAGAAUACUUAUAUCACAAAACAGUUCAUUGCAUUUGAUGAGCACCAAAAGCAACAACAAAGACCCUGUCUUCUGCCACUUAACAGAAAAGAGAGAAAAGAUUAUGUGGCAAUCCCAUCUUUAUUCUUCACAAGGAAGGACAGGAAAAAAAUGCUGUUUUCUUUUCUUCCUGUAAUUAUUCAUCUUUGCAUCUGGCUUCUGUUUGCUGCAGUAGACUUUUUGUUUUAUUGGUUAAUUAUGUCUGUGAACAAAUAUCUCCAAGAAGUACCAGAUCUAGACAUUCAGCUCAGCCUCUCUCAGAAUAAGAAUGAGAACAGCUAUAUAUUUUUAAAGAAAGAACAUAUAGAAAAGAAUGGUUCUUUCAAGAUCCCUUUGUUUAAGCACAACUGCAUCCCUCAUCCCGAGCUCACUCUCUCCACGACAUGGAUCCAGCUUGGAGUCAUUGUCUUCUUCUUAAUCAUUUUUGGGCUAUUCUCUGGCCUCCUGACCCAACUUAAARUACUGGUGUCAACUUCCUUUUAUCCUGACACUGAGAUGAAACGGAUACAUUAUUUGCAUGCAAAAUUACUCAAAAAAAGAGCAAAGCUACGAGAGAAAACUGGGAAGAACAUGUUUGCAAGAACGGUAAACUUCUGGUUUCCAAUACUCAAGACAAGAGAGGCAGAAAGGAAGGACUGUAGCAGAAUGACAGCAUGAUGUCGAAAAGACCAAGUGAAUCUUUGGAAAUGKCUGGGAUGCUUUAGCUCCACUUGUGUUUUGUACCAUCUUUCCUAUGGAAUGUCAAUUUUAAAAUGUAAAAGUAUCAAACUCAGAGGCUGAACAGUAGUGUUUUGGAAAAGAUGACAUUGUGGACAGUGUGCAGCUCACCACAGAUUGCUUUUGAUUACAUUCUUACUUAUUUUUCAACUUGGGAUCUGCAUUAUCUUGUGCUUGAGAAAAUCACAGAUGAUCUGUUCCUCUGUCUAAAAGUAAUAAAUCAGUUUGGAGCUUUUAGGAUCACAGCACAAAUCCCUUUGGACAGAAGAUGUAAUUGUGACAGCAGGUUUGUCCUCACAUUUGACARACACUGAAGACAGAAGACACAGCAGAGGCUGUCCAUUGCCUUCUGGGAUGGCCAAGAACUGGGACUUGGAUGUUUUUAGACAUUUCUAUCUAUUUCUCAAGCCUCAACUGCCCCAAGCCCUUCAGCAUGGAUCUUGGCCAUCCCUAGCUCCUGGUCUCCCACCCAGAAUUCCUUACUUGGUCUCUCACUUCCACAAAUCCACAGACUGUGCCAAUAGAGCAGAUUGUACCAUGCCUUUGAUAGCCAUGGGAGAGCUCAUGUAACACACAGCAGUGAGAACACUCACGAGAGCUCAAAUAGAGGAAUUGGGGGCUGUGAGUGCAAACAUGGUGGCUUUAAAGGGUGGGGCACAAAUGUAGAGAUGARCAAUGUUUCAGAUCUCUCAGACUGAGGAAGCUUGCAGAAGAGACAAAAAUGGGCCUAUUUAGGUUGGGUAAGCACCAUUGCCUUCAGUGAAAUAAAACUGAGCCAAUACUGAACUGCUUCAUCUAUUUAAYCAACAUUGGUGAUGUGACCUUCAUAUGACACAAGAACAAAUACAAGAAGUCYAAAGGCAUAAGAAUGACUGAAGAACUUGUAAAUAUUUAAUGCAGAGCUAAAAAAUCUACCUAAUAGACAGUGUAUGCCUGAUUUUCAGCCACAGCCAGCUUCUUUUUUUAGGCUGGAUAAUAGGAAACUCUACUCUUUUCCUCUAUAAUACAUGCAUGGUUUCAGGACAGCCAUUGAUCAAUGUCUCUGUUAUCUGAAUGAAUAAAGACUUA